Molecule: messenger RNA, 1657 nt
Organism: Phascolarctos cinereus (koala)
Lineage: Eukaryota; Metazoa; Chordata; Mammalia; Diprotodontia; Phascolarctidae
Source: RefSeq, a predicted model, not a curated record
GGCCCCGCCCCCCCGCCUGCGCGUUACGUCCCCUGCUGGCUUGGCCGCCACCUGCUUACUUGCUAGUCUCUGGUGAAUGCGAGCAGGACACUGGUUUCCCAGGGAGCCGCCCAAGAGCUUAAUGAUUGCCCAGACAGUGUCUAUAAAGGGAGCUGGGGAGCCCAGCACUGGAGACAGAGACUGAAAGCCCCAACUCAGCAGUUUAGGUGUGUGACCAAGAACCGGCAGGCAGGCUUGUGGUGGCCGGAGCAGCUGGAGUCCUAGAAGGCAGGGCAGGGCCCCCUGCUCCCUCCCAGUGGACAUCAUGGUUACCCGGAGCUAUGGGUAUUACCGAACUGUGAUUUUUUCUGCCAUGUUUUGGGGCUACAGUCUGUAUUACUUCAAUCGGAAGACCUUCUCCUUUGUCAUGCCAUCACUGGUAGAAGAGAUCUCGCUAGACAAGGAUGACUUGGGACUCAUCGCCAGCAGCCAGUCAGCGUCAUAUGCCAUCAGCAAGUUUGUGAGCGGGGUGCUCUCUGACCAGAUGAGUGCCCGAUGGCUCUUCUCGUCCGGGCUGCUGCUGGUUGGGCUGGUCAAUGUGGCCUUCUCCUGGAGCUCUACAGUAUCUGCUUUUGCCACCCUGUGGUUUAAUGGGCUUGCCCAAGGGCUGGGCUGGCCCCCCUGUGGGAAGGUGCUUCGAAAGUGGUUUGAGCCAUCCCAGUUUGGUACCUGGUGGGCCAUCCUGUCAGCCAGCAUGAACCUGGCUGGAGGGCUGGGCCCCAUCAUGGUCACCCUCUUGGCACAGAACUACAGCUGGCGUAGCACUCUGGCACUUUCAGGGGCAAUGUGCAUGGUCGUCUCCUUCCUCUGCCUCCUCUUUAUCCAUAAUGAGCCAGCAGAUGUUGGGCUACAAAACCUCGAUACUGCCCCCAAAAAGAGCAAGAAAGGCUCCCAGGAUGAUGAGAGCACUUUACAGGAACUGCUGCUGUCCCCAUACCUGUGGGUUCUCUCUAUUGGCUACCUGGUGGUGUUUGGGGUAAAAACUUGCUGCACUGACUGGGGCCAGUUCUUCCUUAUCCAGGAGAAAGGACAGUCAGCCCUUGUGGGCAGCUCCUAUAUGAGUGCCCUGGAGAUUGGGGGCCUUGUGGGUAACAUUGCAGCUGGCUACCUCUCAGACCGGUCCAUGGCAAAGGCGGGGCCAUCGGUAUAUGGGCACCCACGCCAUGGAUUGUUGCUCUUCAUGAUGGCUGGGAUGGUUGGGUCCAUGUACUUCCUCCGUGUCACAGUCACUAGCACCUCCCCCAAGGAUGCUGCCUUCUGGACACCAGCUCUACACCCUCUGGCUGAGCUCAUGGGCUUCACGGAGCAUGAGCUCUGGAUCCUGGUGCUGGGUGCCAUCUUUGGUUUCUCCUCCUAUGGCCCCAUUGCUCUGUUUGGGGUCAUUGCCAAUGAGAGUGCCCCUUCCAAUUUGUGUGGUACUUCCCAUGCCAUCGUAGGGCUGAUGGCCAAUGUGGGUGGAUUCCUGGCUGGGCUACCUUUCAGCACCAUCGCCAAGCACUAUAGCUGGAGCACUGCCUUCUGGGUGGCAGAGGUGACCUGUACCAUCAGUACCGUGGCCUUCUUCCUCCUCAGAAACAUCCGAACCAAGAUGGGUCGGCUGCCGAAGAAAGCUGACUGA